AUGCAAAACACACGCAUGAUGACAACGAUAAGAUCAUCCUCUUCUUCCAAUCCAUCCGAAAGCAACCAUGUCUUGAUGAAUACUCAAAAUUCAAAAACCACCAUUACUAUGGAAAACCCCAAUCUUCAUGACACCAAGUGUUGUCCAUCUAUGCCAAGUACCUCCGGUCAUUCCAACAGCAAUGCUACCACUGUAGAUUCUUUUCUUCAUCCAUCAUCAAAUACACUCUCCUCUAACACCACCACUACCACGAAUAUCAUUGAAAUGAGUACAAACACACCAUCAACCUCUUCGGAAUUAUCCUCUUGGACGAACUCUUCCCAUAAUAAUCACUACUCGAUCAAUUUUUUCAAUCUUCCUCUCAAGAAUUCAUCGAUACCAAAAGUUUGGCACACACCUCUUCAAUGGCAAGCCUCCAUCAUAUUAUUUACAGUUUACACAGGUUACUUACUGCAAACUAUUUAUACCUUUAAAAAACAAGAAGAUAAAGAGAGCACCUUUUGGGUCUUUAUAACAGGCGUGCUCACCAUACUCGUGAAUAGUGGAAGGCUCAUUCGUAUGGAAAAAGCAGAAAAUACAUUGGAAUCUAAGGUUAUCAUUUUGUUUAAUAUUUUGAGCUUUUCCAUUCGAUUUUAUGUUUUGAAAACGAAUCGUGGAAUACUUUUAUCGAAUGCUUUGGCAACCAUUGCUGUAAUGAGUAAGAACACUGCUCAUUCAAAGGCUGAAGGACCUUUUUGGGCUACUUUUCCUGUGGCAGCGAUUUCGCUACAUUAUGUACUGUUAGCUCUCUAUGAAAUCGUAACAAUUGAAACGAACCAUUUGGACAUGAUUUUGGAUAUCCUAUUUGAACACGUACCUUCUGUUUUUACAGUCAUUAUUUUUGGAACAUUUAUUAUAUUUGGAAAUGUUCAACUCUCGAGUGAAUGUGACCAAUUACAAGAGACUACAGAAAAAUUGAAAACAGCUCUUGAUGCUAAAACCAAGUUUGUGAGCCAUUUGAGUCACGAAUUUAGAACACCCACUCUAUCCAGUCUUGGCUCUAUUGAACUCAUAAAAGAAACUAAUUUAACAAAAGAACAACGAGAAUUAAUUGAUACUAUCGAAUCUGCAGAAAGUAUACUACUAACAUUGAUUGAAGAUAUUUUACUAUUUGUCAAGACUGAGCAUGAGAGUAAAAAUGAAGACAAUCAUACUUCGACUGACAUCACUACUUACACUCAAGUUUUUAAUUUAGAAAAGUGUAUUGAGAGUGUGCGAGAAAUUAUUUCAAGUUAUGCGAGUAAAUUUCAUGUGGAUGUAAAAACAGUGAUUAAUGUGAAAGAUCCUUCUUCGCUGAUGGUAAAAAUGAAUCAAGCAAGAAUGAGUCAAAUUUUAGUGAAUUUAUUAACCAAUGCUGUUAAGGCCUCACAUGGGAACAGUUCUGUUGAGCUUCAUUGCAACAUCAUUCCAUGUCCACUCAACAUUAAUCGUUCGUCCAAUCAUCAAACUCUUGAAAAAACAUGGUUUGAAUUUAAAGUUGUUGAUUAUGGUGUUGGAAUACCGAAAGAUAAACAACAAUAUAUUUUCCAACCGUUUGGACAAUUACACAACUUGAAUGAAAGUAUAUUUCCAGGGAGUGGCCUUGGUUUGAGUACGAUUAAGAAUAUUGUGAAAUCUAUGGGAGGUCAAAUUGAAUUAUUUUCAAAGGAGAAUGAAGGAAGCACAUUUAUUGUGAAAAUACCAAUUCAAAUUUGUGAACAUUCAUCUCUGCAGCAUUACUCAACGCUUCACGAAGAAGACAUGACCAUCAAGAAAAUUGAUAUUCAAAGUAACUAUUUGGACCAAUUCCAAAGAGCUCAAAAUUAUACAAGAACAACAGAACUCACACAACAGGAUACAAUUCUCACAGAAAGCAAUAUCAUUCUUGCUGAAGAUAAUGCCAUCAAUAGAAAAGUAAUUUCAAAGAUGAUGCAAAGCUUGGGAUUCAACGUUGAUGUUGUGAGCGAUGGAAAGGAAUUGAUAGAGAAAAUUAAUCCACAACGACACAAACUGGUGAUUACAGAUAUGCACAUGCCAAAUUUGAACGGAUUGGAAGCUGCGAUGCUUAUUAAACAAAAAUAUAAGGAUAUUAAGAUUAUCAUGCUCACAGCAGAUGCCUUAACAAAUGAAGCUCAAUAUGCUGCUGUUGUAGAUGCUGUUAUUUGUAAACCUUGUAAAAGAUCGGAUUUGAAACACAAUAUUGAAAGUUUUUUGAACAAAGUCAUAAAGUAA
This is a messenger RNA of Naegleria lovaniensis, 2250 nucleotides long. RefSeq lists its product as uncharacterized. The record is from RefSeq and is a predicted model, not a curated record. Gene Ontology annotation, biological process: phosphorelay signal transduction system; protein autophosphorylation. Bases 1 to 2250 code for a protein of 749 amino acids. The transcript has 7 exons. Gene Ontology annotation, molecular function: histidine phosphotransfer kinase activity; phosphorelay sensor kinase activity. NCBI's taxonomy places the organism in Eukaryota, Heterolobosea, Eutetramitea, Acrasida, Naegleriidae.